AUGGGUGGUGGUGCAUCUACUGAGCACAAGAGCUUGAUUGAGGGCAAGUCCCCAGAGGAAAUCGCGGCAGCUCUCAAGGAAUUGCCGCCAGAUCAGCUUUCCAAGAUUUGGGCCGCAGUGGACAAAAAUUCGCCAUGCCCAGGCCCUGUGGAUUGCAGUAGCAUCACCGUGGUUGCCAAGGACUACAAGGGCAUGCUGGAUCAACCAAGCGCGCCAAAGUUUAAGGGUGCGUUGGCCCAGAUCUAUGUCCGAAGCCAACCCUAUGGAGGUUCCGAUAAGAGCAACAAUGGCCACCGCUAUGAUUCCAUCCCGAUCGUGAAUGGCAUGAUCAGCGCUGGGGAGUACAAGGACACCUCCCGAGGAUCUACUAUCCUCUCGGUGCUCCCGGGCCUUGUCAGCAAUGGCGAGGAACAGACAUUGCUUGCCGGCCUUCGAGCCCUGCUUGAAGCUAACGCAACAAAGUCUACACGCGAAAAGAAGCCCAAACAACCAAAGAGAUCAAAGAGUUCAGCCAACAAGAAAAGUGAGCCCAAGGGCAAAGACACCUUGUGGAAUGCUUUACAAAAGUUGGUUCAGCGAACUGAAAAGAAACCGAGAGAACUGUUACCUCAGCUCAAAAAACUGAUUGAGGUAACAGAACAAGGCCACUUAACCGAGCAAGGGAAACAGCAGGGUCCCAAGAGACGCCCUAGUUCAAAGCCAGAUGAAGCAACCAAUGCAGUCCAAGCACCGGUCCAAAGUCCCAACCGACAGCCAGCACGCCGUCCACCAGGUUCGGUCCGUCGUCCGUGGACAGUCAAAGCAGUCGACCUAGGAUAUGAUCAUGUGUUGUCCAAUGCUCAUGACUUUGCCGCAGCAUUGGACGAACCAGCAAAACCUCUUUUGUGCCAAGCAAAUGACACAGCAACCUUUGAAGAGAUGGCCAGUCUCCUCAAAGGCGCGAAAUCUUGCACCGCCACGGUAAUUUACACUGGCCAAGUCAAUGCAGAAAACGAGAGCAUUUGGACCAAUCAUCACUGCACAACCCAGAUUUUACCAGGUAUGUGCAAUGGCACCUUGCAGUUGAGACAAUGCCAAGUUGCAGUCGCAGCCCCAGAGGGCCAAGGACAAGUGCUGACCAUUAAAGAAACAGCAAAAAUUGAGAAAGCUGCGCAGCCAGCCACCGCAGACCCAAGUGACACCGUUGUCUUGAGAAUCAUCAUGCCUCAAAGAUUUUCAUCCAUUCAGUCCUGGUCCCAGGCAAAGAAGAACCCCGGCAGAGCCAUGAGAGAGUGGAUUGCAAGAUUCUCGACGCCAUGGCUCCACGCAGUCAAAGAUAUCUGGGGAUGGGAGCUUUGUGAAGAUUCCAUCCGUGGCAAAAUUCGCAUUCAGAAAAAUACAGCGCUCCAAAUGUUGCCUCGCAGCGGCUCCACAGCAGGUGGUGCCACAUGGUUCAUUGACCCGACCCAUUGGCCAAGCAUGGGUCACACGGAGAAACCAGUCACAGUUUGGGUUCCACUGGAGCCCCAAGAACUUCCAACUCAGUACCUGGAGAAGGCUCGCAUUCAGACCACAGACAUGGGUUUAGCACUAGGCAACAAGCAAGUUGGCCUUCGUGUUAAAAGCACUGACGCCAGAGUCCAGCCAGAACGGGGAUCAUGGCGCCUUGCACAGGUCCCCAGACCUUAUGGAUAUGACGAAAUUGAAAAAAUUUUGACAUCCACAGGUUUCACAGAAGUCGAGAUUCUGGGACGCAGUCCUCGAAAACAAAACACAGCAGUUUGGUUCUUCAAAGCGCGUAGAUCAGACCACAGAGUGCAGAUCCCAGUCCAGCUUGGAGAAGCUGACAGCGCAGUCCUCCUUUCAGCCUCACGGGAGUACAAGCAGAAACAGCCUUCCAAAGAGCCAAUGAAGUUGAAGCGUGAACGUGGCACUUCCUUUGUCGUCCGCAGUUCUCAUUUAAAAUCAGACCUUGUUUCCACAGAUACAGCAACAGAGCCAGACGCAGUUGAACCACAGAAGAUGGAAACUCAAACAGAAGACGAAGAUGCCAAAAUGGAAGGGCAGCCAAAAAGAGCCGCCCCACAGGAUCGCAGCCACAGACAGAUACGAGCAGCUUUAGUCGCAGCCAUGCGAAAGCAUUCGACAAUUUUUGAACACGUGUGGGAUCAACGCAUGCCAGACGACAGUAGAACAGUGAAACCUUUCAGUGAAUACCUUGAUGCAUUGGAAAAAGAAGGAUCCUGGGGAGGAUUCCUCGAGGUCUAUGCAUUCGCUAAGGUGCAAAAGUUUAAUGUCUUGGUCAUCGAUGCUGAUAUCAAUAAAGCAUUCAGAUUUGAAGGCGGAGACGACGCAUCCCCAUACGUAGUGCUCAAGUUUGCAGCCAAGCAUUACGAAUGGGUCAAGUGCAACAGUGCAGCCAUUGCUUCUCUAUGGAUCGAAGCGGACGAACCAGAAGCCAAGGGUCAUCGCGGAGCGGCCAAGCGGGUGCCACACACCCCUGUGAAACAGCCAUGCAAACAGGUUUUGAAUACUCCUUUGUCAUCGUUGCAUUUGUCCAAUUUUCAGUCAAGUGCCAAGCACACAAGCAGCCGCGGCAACAAGUCCGUCAAGAGCAAGGGGUCUUCCUUGCACUUGUCAAUUUUUAAAGACAGAACCAUAACCCCGGGUAGCCAAUCCCGAAAUGCCAAAAAGAAGAAAUCACUGCAGCUCACCCAGUUCGCCGAAAGCUCUGCAGCAGCCGAGCCCAGCCCAUCCCGGAAGCUCACCAAGGCCGUAGGCGUCGAGGAAAAGCAUUGGGUUUGUGACAAAUGCUCUUUGAUUCUUCGCAGCACAUGCACUCCGCUCUUGUCAGCCAAACGAAUUGCUCACAUUCGCAAGCACCAUGCCGACCUUCCUAGGAAUUUCUUUCACCAGAUCCAGCCACGCCAAACUAUCAUCCCUGCAAGCCAUGGCCUCUCGUUGAGUACUGGAGGCUGGCAGUGUGCAUGGUGUGAUCAGAGGCUACCUCCCCUCCCGGUGGGACAACGCAAAGCAUCAGCCAGGGCCCACCUCAACCAGUGCUCAAAGGCCCCUAAACAAGCCACCAUGUCCCAGAAUGUCAAGGCACUUCUACCAAAACUUGGAUAUGACCCCCAAGCCAGCCCUGCACAGGUCGCCAGCCUGUAUGCCAAAGCCGGGCGUUUUGAAGAAAUCAGAAACAGUUCGUCCCAUGAUCUCACAUCCGUAGGAGCAAUGGGCCGACAUGCCUCUUUUGCUUGUUCCAGAUGUUGCCGGUAUUGGUGUAGGAUCGACGUCCUGCAUGAUUGCCAUGACUCCACCGAGUGCUCAUCCCAAGACAGACGGAACAACAUCUUGCAAAGAAUUGCCACGCUCCAGAAAAUGAGCGCACCCAAAAAGAACCAGGUCAUUCAGUGUUGGAAGCUCACCCAAUCCGAAAAAGAGCUUGUGCGGAAGGCUGCCCGAACCGAAAGCAGCGAUCCAAGCAAGCAAUUGAGCAAAAUGACGGGACACUCCAUCAUUGCCGUCCCCACACCCCAGGAAAAGGUGCACAAGUUUAGCUACACUUGCCAAAAGUGCACCGGGCAAUGGCGCGCUUGGUCUCAAGCCAAGAAACAAGCCACCGCUAUCCAUUGCCAAGAGAACCUACGCAGGACAUUGCAGCGCAGUUCGUUUCUGAAUGGACAGGUGACGAAGGCCAGUUGCUCACAAUCCUACUCGAGUGACUGGAACUGGACUCCUGAAGAUAACGAAGCCAUCGGGCUAGGUAAGCUUCUCCACACCCAAGCCAGAAAACUUCAGGGUUCAGCUGCAGGAUUAGAUGGCUUUCACGGGGACGACCUUUGCUUGUUACCAGCCGUGAAGCCUUCCACGGCAUUCUUGCACUUGAAAACAGAUGGCGCUCACAAAAAGGACUUGCAAGUGCCUCAACAAUCUUUGGUAAGACAUUGCCGUGUGCUCGGCGUGGACUUCACGGCCCGUGCCAACCAGGCAACCGACCAGCCCCCCGAGGCCAUUGGCAAGGUGAAGUCCGUGAAUGGUUGGUCAGCACCCGAUGAUUCGAUGCAACGAGCUUUGUCUGUGAGUGAUCACCUGGCCACAGUCCGCGCCAGCCAGAUCAAGGCAGACGGCGGUGACCAACAGAAGUUUGAUGAUGGCAUGCGUGCUUUGAGGAAGAUGGGCAAGCAGGUUUGGCCAUCCCCUGAUGUCAUGGAGAAGAUGGGAGCCAAGGAUGCCUUGUGCAAGGUGGCUACCAUGAACAUUGGUCUCCCAGACACUCUGGCCUACUACAGCCCUGAGGAGUUCUCCGCUGGCUUCAAGAAGACCAUGGCGUUCCAGCCACGUGUCAUCAAGCAGAAUCGUGGCUCAUCUGGCGAGGGCAUUUGGAUCAUCAAAUUGAAAGAUGAGAACUACUGCAAGGAGUACGGCGAGAGGUCCUGUGAGGAUGGUGAGAAGCUGGUCCUCAUGGAGGCCAAUGACAACCAUGAGGAAGAGCACACGGUGGCCGAGUUUGUUGAAUUCUGUGUUCAUGGCCGUACGGACAAGUCAGGUGAGUGGACCUCCAAAGGUGUCGGCAAGUACUUGGAGGGUGGCAAGGAGGCAGGUGGCCAGCUUGUGGAUCAGCGCUUUUGCCCACGUAUUGUGGAAGGCGAACUGCGCUACAAUCUCAUCGGUGAUUCUUUGAUUGGAGUCAUUCACAAGAAGCCCAAGGAGGGAGGAAUCUCUGCCGUUGGUGGAACUGGUUCCAUCUACACCUUCUACGGACCGGAGGAGCCACUUUUCGCAAGUUUGACCGAGAACUUCUUGAAGAAAGACUUGCCCCAUGUGAUGCCUUCCUUGGACUUGGCAGAGGAGCCGUUGCCACUUUGGUGGACCACUGACUUCAUCAACGCCUCGCCUCCCGGAACCAAGGCUGAGGAUGAGAAGUGGAUUGUGGGCGAGUUCAAUUGCUCCUGCGUGGGGAUCUCCCGUUGCUUGGCUGCCUACUGCAAGGACGACACCCCCAACGCCUGCUGGGAUGACAUCUCAGAGGAAGACAAGGCAGAGGCAAAGAAGAUGGGCGACCUCAUGGGAGAAAAGGCUGACGUGAAGGAGGUGGACACUUACUAUGCUCUCAAUUAUCAGUUGCCUUCUGCAACCAUGGGUGGUGGUGCAUCUACUGAGCACAAGAGCUUGAUUGAGGGCAAGUCCCCAGAGGAAAUCGCGGCAGCUCUCAAGGAAUUGCCGCCAGAUCAGCUUUCCAAGAUUUGGGCCGCAGUGGACAAAAAUUCGCCAUGCCCAGGCCCUGUGGAUUGCAGUAGCAUCACCGUGGUUGCCAAGGACUACAAGGGCAUGCUGGAUCAACCAAGCGCGCCAAAGUUUAAGGGUGCGUUGGCCCAGAUCUAUGUCCGAAGCCAACCCUAUGGAGGUUCCGAUAAGAGCAACAAUGGCCACCGCUAUGAUUCCAUCCCGAUCGUGAAUGGCAUGAUAACCUGGGCUGAUAGAUAUGAAAUGAUGGAUAAUGCCGCCAAGUUGCAGAUUGUUGCCCUUAAGCCCCAGCACGCCCGUGCUCUGCAGGACUUGCAAGUGCCUCAACAAUCUUUGGUAAGACAUUGCCGUGUGCUCGGCGUGGACUUCACGGCCCGUGCCAACCAGGCAACCGACCAGCCCCCCGAGGCCAUUGGCAAGGUGAAGUCCGUGAAUGGUUGGUCAGCACCCGAUGAUUCGAUGCAACGAGCUUUGUCUGUGAGUGAUCACCUGGCCACAGUCCGCGCCAGAGUCUUGGAAUCCCAUAGGUCUUUUAUUUCGGGCCUUGCAUCGCGUUACCAACAUCACACACGCAUGAUCAGCGCUGGAAUGAGUUGCCAGCUGAUUCACUACACACACGAGGAGCAUGACAAGUUUUUCGAGCUUUGCAAAAGCUUCGACUUUGUCAUCGUGCGAUGCAAUCCAGGCCAGAUCAAGGCAGACGGCGGUGACCAACAGAAGUUUGAUGAUGGCAUGCGUGCUUUGAGGAAGAUGGGCAAGCAGGUUUGGCCAUCCCCUGAUGUCAUGGAGAAGAUGGGAGCCAAGGAUGCCUUGUGCAAGGUGGCUACCAUGAACAUUGGUCUCCCAGACACUCUGGCGUACUACAGCCCUGAGGAGUUCUCCGCUGGCUUCAAGAAGACCAUGGCGUUCCAGCCACGUGUCAUCAAGCAGAAUCGUGGCUCAUCUGGCGAGGGCAUUUGGAUCAUCAAAUUGAAAGAUGAGAACUACUGCAAGGAGUACGGCGAGAGGUCCUGUGAGGAUGGUGAGAAGCUGGUCCUCAUGGAGGCCAAUGACAACCAUGAGGAAGAGCACACGGUGGCCGAGUUUGUUGAAUUCUGUGUUCAUGGCCGUACGGACAAGUCAGGUGAGUGGACCUCCAAAGGUGUCGGCAAGUACUUGGAGGGUGGCAAGGAGGCAGGUGGCCAGCUUGUGGAUCAGCGCUUUUGCCCACGUAUUGUGGAAGGCGAACUGCGCUACAAUCUCAUCGGUGAUUCUUUGAUUGGAGUCAUUCACAAGAAGCCCAAGGAGGGAGGAAUCUCUGCCGUUGGUGGAACUGGUUCCAUCUACACCUUCUACGGACCGGAGGAGCCACUUUUCGCAAGUUUGACCGAGAACUUCUUGAAGAAAGACUUGCCCCAUGUGAUGCCUUCCCUGGACUUGGCAGAGGAGCCGUUGCCACUUUGGUGGACCACUGACUUCAUCAACGCCUCGCCUCCCGGAACCAAGGCUGAGGAUGAGAAGUGGAUUGUGGGCGAGUUCAAUUGCUCCUGCGUGGGGAUCUCCCGUUGCUUGGCUGCCUACUGCAAGGACGACACCCCCAACGCCUGCUGGGAUGACAUCUCAGAGGAAGACAAGGCAGAGGCAAAGAAGAUGGGCGACCUCAUGGGAGAAAAGGCGUUGGCCAUUCUCUCAAAGUGA
This is a messenger RNA of Cladocopium goreaui, 6903 nucleotides long. NCBI's taxonomy places the organism in Eukaryota, Dinophyceae, Suessiales, Symbiodiniaceae. The record is from the annotation of a GenBank genome assembly.